Molecule: messenger RNA, 561 nt
Organism: Aspergillus luchuensis
Lineage: Eukaryota; Fungi; Ascomycota; Eurotiomycetes; Eurotiales; Aspergillaceae
Exons: 3
Coding region: 1-561 (186 amino acids)
Source: RefSeq, a predicted model, not a curated record
AUGCCUCGUUCGAAUAUUUCGUUCCCAGACUCAAGUUCCGAGCCUGAGGUUCCUAGACCUCUGAACACGCUCCAUAUCAUGAUACGAGAGAUGUUGUAUGAGGUGCGGGAAAACGAAUCCACAAUCUCGGCCCUAGAAGCAUGGGUUGAGACUGUGGACCCAGAAGCACACAGAAAGGACCCUUGGCCUCAGGACCUUAUAGACGCCCAUGCCCAGUACAAGGCGUUGGUCGCUGACAUUGACCCCAAGAGAUUGGCUUACAACAAUUCUCGUCAUAACAGCAACAAAAACCAGACCUUAUACACCCCCAAGGUCCAUCUAGAACGCCUGAGGCUCGCCUAUGAAUGGGGCCAAGCGGCGCUCCGAGCGGUUGAGGCUCGACUUCAUGUGCUCGUAACGUAUCGAACUGCGUACGAAAAUAAGAAGGCCAUAGAAGGUCACAUCGAGCAAGCGAACUCCAAUCUAAAUAGUGCCAGGAAUGCCGUCAUUGCGGCAGGCAAGGAAUAUCGGGGCUAUUGGAAAGCUAUGCCAAAAGAAGAACUACCCUUCAAGGAGGAAUAG